Molecule: messenger RNA, 2113 nt
Organism: Varroa destructor (honeybee mite)
Lineage: Eukaryota; Metazoa; Arthropoda; Arachnida; Mesostigmata; Varroidae
Source: RefSeq, a predicted model, not a curated record
UGUUGACGGCGAACGAAAUAGCUCAGUCCUUCUGCAAUCGUCACCGCAGUCACAAUCGGAGGCGGUGCAAUAGAAGAAAGGUCAUUUGGAGGAGCUGUACCGUGCCAAGGGUUUGAUUGAAUUCGUGAACUACACACGAAUGAGUUAGCUGUAGUAGGGAAAGAAGUUAUUCUAACUGUGUUCCGUUAAAAAAGCGUCGACGCUCACCUCGCCGUGGAUAUUCUUUCCACAGUGCACGCAAUGGCCUAUGCUAGUUCGUAUUACCGCCAGUCGACAGCAGGGUUUCUCAUCGUGUUACUUAUCAACCAAGCUGCCGCGGAUCCAAUAAUGACCGGUAUUAUGCAAGUGGCAACAAAGGAAAUGGUGCGAAACUGGAUGCAGUCUCGCGCACGGAGGAGCCUCGCUGAGGAAAUUUCGGCAACGGCCCGCUCACUCGGAGCUGAGUUCGCUGAAAGAACCGGUGGCAUUCUAGCCGCCAUUGCAGUUUCACCCUUCCUUUUGCCGCUGUGGCUUCCGCUUAUGCUUCUCGGGUCAGCAUUUUUCAUGACAACAUUGGCACCGUCCAUGAUUCCAGCGUUUGUUCGUAGUAUGACGCCGCUGCUCAACCAAUUAACGCCAAUGCUUUCGUCGUUUGGCUUUGAUGAGGCAGCUCGGGCACUCGAGCCUCAACAACUGGCACGUUCACUCCAACCAGGUGAACUCCUGGAACGUGGUCUCGACGUCCUGGAUGUAAGAGACAGCGAAUGUCGUCGUAAGAUGUUCUGCGAGCUAGGAUCGUAUACUCUCGAUAAGCAACCGGCCAUGGCACGCUUCCUUGACCUCUUUUCUGAGACCGUCGGACGAAUGUUUCCCUCGUACGCUGAAUCGCUCGUGCGCGGAAUUCGCGGAAUUGAUUGUGGGAAAAUCUACGAACACUGCGGCGUAUCGCCAUUCGGCAAAGUGCUCAAUUACUAUUUUGUGUGAGGGCGUCACCUGGAACCUUUUUGUGGGAGAGAUGUGCUGCGACCGAACUGGUCAGAGCGUAGAACAGACAGAGGACCACGCUGUUGUUUGUGACCGAACAUGCCUGAGACUACGGCCGAAUACCUAAUUAGGAUAGGCCAGACAUAAUCUCGGCAAACGAAUCCGUAGCGACAUCCUUGCUAGUCCUUCGUGUUGUACUUGCAUCUAAUUUUUGUAGUUACAUUUUGUCCCGCCAGCGAGUUGGACCUGAAAUAGCAUUUUUCGCCCCCUGUCUGUUCAAACACCAUACAUCGUCGCCGUAACAAUUAUCCAGUUGACAGAGCUCAGCAUCUUCGGUAAAGAUAGAACUGCUAAUAUUUGGACAACAAUAGCUUAAAUGAUGCAUGUGAGCAUAGAGAAAAGAAGCAGAUAUUGACAGAAAUGGCCAGACAAAGAGAUCAAGCGUUUGAUAGCUAUGUUCUAUUGUGCAGCUUGAGAUCGCCUUUUAACGAUUACUAAAUUCUACAGAUUCUGCCAUUGGAUACUCAAUUAUAAGGCUGGGCCAGUAAAUUGAUGGAGGCUUGCCACACAUUUUGCACGUUGCAGAAACAAGAGAAAUUGUUUGACAAUUUUUAAAAAAUGUUUGCUACAGACGAUAUGUGCUUUUACAAAAACCUGAUAGCUGACAAAAAGAUGUAGUCUUACGUUUCUUGUGAAGUAGUUCGUAGGCAUUUAGGCAGUCCCUUAUUGGCUGUUGAAACCGAAUUAAGUUUACUGACAUAUCUACGGAGGAAACGAUACCGUAAAAGAGAUGUGUAUUAUAUAUUGAAACAAUGCAAAAAUAACGAGUAUACAAUGUGUUAGAAUCUAUCGCUCGUAGAUGCUGCAAUUCAAAAUGUCGAAACCGCGUCUGAUAUUGAUGAUUCAUUGCUAAGGAUUGUCAGUUUUCUUCGCGAGCCGAUAAUUGAGUUUGCAACAGCGCCAAACAUGUGGGUACCUAACUGGCAACGGGUAAUCAUUCUACUAAAUGACAUCUGUUCAUUUUACGAUAAUGUACCUUUUUGUCUCGGAGGCUUCUUUCUUCGCCUGCGUCUCCAAACUCAGCCUUUCAUACGAUGCAGAAAUGUGCAUAGACCCUUGUAAAUAGAGACGAAUAUGUAAAUAAACUCAA